CGCUCCGCGGCGGCCAGGCGCUCGGAUGCCCGGAAACUUCUGGGGCUGGCGUAUCCGGAGCGCGGGAGGCUGGCAGCCGCAGUUGGGUUUCUGGCCAUGUCCAGUGUCAUCACCAUGUCCGCUCCCUUCUUCCUGGGGAGGAUCAUCGAUGUCAUUUACACAAACCCCACCGUGGACUACAGCUAUACCCUGACCCGCCUCUGCCUGGCACUCAGCGGCGUGUUCCUGUGCGGUGCUGCUGCAAACACUGUUCGCGUCUACCUCAUGCAGACUUCAGGUCAGCGCAUUGUGAAUAGGCUGAGGGCUUCGUUAUUCUCCUCUCUUCUGAGGCAGGAGGUUGCUUUCUUCGACAAGACUCGCACUGGAGAAUUGAUUAACCGCCUCUCCUCGGACACCGCGCUCCUGGGGCGCUCAAUUACCGAAAACCUGUCGGAUGGGCUCAGGGCCGGGGCCCAGGCUUCCAUUGGCAUUGGCAUGAUGUUUUAUGUCUCACCUCAACUGGCCACUUUUGUUUUGAGUGUGGUGCCUCCAAUAUCCGUCCUUGCUGUGAUUUAUGGACGUUACCUACAGAAGCUAACCAAAGUUAUGCAGGAUUCCCUGGCACAGACCACUCAGCUAGCUGAGGAAAGUAUUGGAAAUAUAAGAACUGUUCGAGCUUUUGGGAAAGAAAUAACAGAAAUAGAGAAAUACACCAGCAAAGUGGACCACGUGAUGCAGUUAGCAAGGAAAGAGGCGUUUGCUCGGGCUGGCUUCUUUGGAGCAACGGGGCUCUCCGGGAACCUGAUUGUGCUUUCUGUCCUGUACAAAGGAGGGCUGCUGAUGGGCAGUGCCCACAUGACCGUGGGUGAACUCUCUUCCUUCCUAAUGUAUGCUUUCUGGGUUGGAUUAAGCAUUGGAGGGCUGAGCUCUUUCUACUCGGAGCUGAUGAAAGGGCUGGGUGCCGGGGGACGCCUUUGGGAGCUCCUCGAGAGAAAGCCUGAGCUGCCUUUUGACGAAGGGGUCGUUUUAAACCAGGAAAGUUUCCAGGGCACUCUGGAGUUUCGGAACGUGCAUUUCGCCUACCCCGCUCGCCCGGAGGUGCCUAUAUUCCAGGAUUUCAGCCUUUGUAUCCCAUCAGCGUCGGUCACGGCGCUGGUUGGCCCAAGUGGUUCUGGCAAAUCAACGGUGCUGUCCCUCCUGCUGAGGUUGUAUGACCCCGUUUCUGGAACUAUCAGUCUCGAUGGCCAUGAUAUCCGUCAGCUAAAUCCAGUCUGGCUGAGAUCCAAGAUUGGGACAGUGAGUCAGGAACCAGUUUUGUUUUCUUGCUCAAUUGCUGAGAACAUUGCUUAUGGUGCGGACGACCCCUCCUCGGUGACUGCCGAGCAGAUAGAAAAAGUGGCUGAUGUAGCCAAUGCAGGUGCUUUCAUCCGGAAUUUCCCCCAAGGAUUCAACACUGUGGUCGGAGAAAAGGGCGUUCUCCUCUCAGGUGGACAGAAACAGCGGAUUGCAAUUGCCCGUGCUCUGCUUAAGAAUCCCAAAAUCCUUCUCCUAGACGAAGCAACCAGUGCCCUGGAUGCUGAAAAUGAGUACCUUGUGCAAGAAGCUCUGGACCGACUCAUGGAAGGUAGGACGGUAUUGAUUAUUGCCCACCGUCUGUCCACCAUUAAGAAUGCUACUACGGUGGCUGUUCUUGACCAAGGAAAGAUCACAGAAUGUGGGAGACAUGAAGAACUUCUUUCAAAACCCAACGGGAUAUACAGAAGAUUAAUGAACAAGCAAAGUUGAGUCCGCAUAAAGAAGCAGUUACCGAUGAAGUGAACGCGAGAGACUUUAGAGCGAAACAUGGUCACAGGAAUAAACGAACUUAGAGAGGAUAUGAAAUCUGGGCGUCACACUGCAAGUUAUCUUAAGUAUGCCUGUUUUUUCCCAGGGUGGGUAAAAUAUUGUUUUGAGAUGCACCUGUUCUCAAGACCUUUUUAUUCAGAGUUUUAAUCAUGGUAACUUUCUAAAUGUCUCUAGCACUGAGAUUAUUUUCAGGUGUUUUACUUUCUUUUCUCUUGGAAUACUUUAGUUAAUAUAACGUGGCACCUCAUUUGUUUUUUCUUACCUGCCAUUACAGAUUGAAACUAUUGUCACAUGACAAUUUUUAAAAGGGGAUUUUAAAUAAAAGGCUUAAUUAUUUUAGGUGAGUUUUCCAAUCACUGUGUAAUCCUCUCGGUAGUAUUCUACCUCCUUUGUGUCUAAUUUUACUAGAAGAUGAAUAUCUUCCCUUUUUUUUUUAAUUCUGGUAAUCUCAUGAAGUGAACCUCACAUACAGACCUACAGAAAUCGUAAACAUCACGUGACAAGAUGGGAACGUUUACAUUCCAUACUUCCUGUAUUUUCAGAGGUAUGAGAGUUUAGGAAUAUGUGUUCCUCUGGGAUGAGACUGUUUGAAUGUGUGUGGCUUUCAAAAUCCUUAGCAUGCGAAAGCCUGACGAGUUUUAAAAAGGGUUAAGAAGCCCAUCCUUUGAAUAAGAAAACUUCUAUUUUCAUUAUUCACGCAUUUGUUACUGUGGGAAGUGAGGCAUGAACUGCCAGGUAUUAUUAAGAGGUAAAAAUGAAUUCUACGUUGAAGUCACCCCAAGGCAUGUAUUUUGACAAUUAUCUUUAAAAAAUGUAUAAUUCCUCACCAAAUGUUACUUGUCAUCAGUUAAAUACAUUUGAAAUUUCACUCAAUGAGGCAAAAGCCUAAAUAAUUUUCAGCCUUAAAACAUUUGAAGAAAGCUUAGUUCUUUCUAUUCUGUACAACGUCAUGAAACGUUAAGAACUUGUCACUCCUAAAAAGAGGACAAUAGUCAUUUUUAUUUAUGGUUAUAGUUUUAUGCACCCAAAUGCCUCGGAACUCAUAAAGCAAUGCUGAGAGCCAUUAGAUUUGCCAUAUUUCAAACCAGUGCUGUUAAUUUGCUGUUGCCUCAAGAAAAAGUGGUUUUUUUUUUUUUUACAUUGACGAUGCCAGAAUCUAAGAAAUAACUAUGUUGAUGUAAUGAAAAUAGAGGUUUUCCCUUGUUCUACAUAUUUACAGUUCACUGAUUAUACUGGAAGGAGAAAUCACUACUUCAUGAUAAGCACAGAGUAUUAGAUUUCAUUCUACAUAAAGGAGUUUAUUAUUGAAUAAAGUGAAUUCAGUGAAUGAACGAACUCCAUGUUCUUUGAAUUAGGAAGCAGUACAUCUGUGACAAUCAUUUUCACAACCUUUACUUGCAUUCUUUAUACAAUUUGCUGUUAUGGUGUGGUUCUCAGAAAGCAGACAAAACACAACGACAAGGGUGGAUCUCUUUGUGCCAUAGAAGUAUUGACAAAAUUGAAUUUGAUCAUUACAUUUUAUUCUCUAAUACAAAAAUGUUCAAUUGUGUCUUUAGGGAACAUUUUAUAUCCUGGAUUAAAAUUUAUAGUGAACUUUA
Herpailurus yagouaroundi (jaguarundi) is the source of this 3422-nucleotide messenger RNA. It is a transcript of the gene ABCB10, whose product is annotated as ATP binding cassette subfamily B member 10. Gene Ontology annotation, biological process: oligopeptide export from mitochondrion. The transcript has 13 exons. NCBI's taxonomy places the organism in Eukaryota, Metazoa, Chordata, Mammalia, Carnivora, Felidae. The record is from RefSeq and is a predicted model, not a curated record. Gene Ontology annotation, cellular component: mitochondrial inner membrane. The annotation marks the transcript as partial. Gene Ontology annotation, molecular function: ATP hydrolysis activity; ABC-type oligopeptide transporter activity; ATP binding.